CGCGUCUGYGAACCAACCGACGCUGAGCAGAGAGCGGAUGAAGAAGAAGCGUUUGGUGGCAUCUGCGAACUCCCGACCACUCCGCUUACUAUUGGCAACGGAAAGACGGUAGCCUCGACAGAUACAGCGGACACCUGACACUCAGCAACAGAAGGGCAACAUAAUACAUUUAGCUGUAAAAAGCAACAACAGUCUUUGCUGGAUAAAGACAGCAUUCACACAUAAGGACGAACGCCGGUGCUGAAGCUCAGCUGCGACUAGGGAGGUGUAGACGGCAAUACUCAGAUCUCAUUUGUCUGUGAUGAGAAUCGCCAUCCACCAGAGACCUAAGGCGUGCCCCCGUCAUCGUCUCCUCUGAAAGGAAGAGGAAGUGAUGUCACGUCACCACAACCGCUUCGAGAGGGAGUACCGGGGGAUGCCGUGGGAGAGGCGGGACAUCAUCCGUCCGGCUGGCCUCCUCAACGGAUCGGGAGCCAAUAACAGCUGCCCAGCCGUCAACGGUAACAACCGCCCGGGACUCCUCCCACUGCCCGUCAUCCCUUCCCUCCUGCCAACCCCGGUUACGGUUGCCGUGACGACAUCGAGUGGUGGUGACAUGGUUGUCAAGCGUCAAGGAGGGGUCCCAGUCACGGCCACUGGUGCUGCCAAGGUAUCAGGUGUGUCUCCAGGGGAGAGGGAGAGCCAGGCUCCAGGUCUGCUGUUAGCUCCAGGGGUGAGGUGGGGACAGACACCCAUCAACCAGCUCACACCCUGGGAGACCGAUGAACCCCCUGCCAAACAACAGCACAGAGACUGUGAACCCAUAGGUCCUCCAUGGGUACCUUCUGGAGCAGCAGUGACCAAGUCCAGUCUCCUGCCCCACUCCUACCCCCUCCAGCCCCCCUCCUUCAGCCACAGUGUCACUGUCCAGUCGCCCAUCAUAGGUGUGACCCCCUCCAUCCAAUCCCCCAUGCCCCCCCAUCCCCACCCACUCAUGACAGCCCACUUCCAGCUACCCCCGCACUCCACCACCCACCAACCCCCCGCCAUGGUGCUCAAAAUGCCCUACCAGCCACCCUAUCCCUUGGCCCAGCCCCCUGUCUUCUCCUCGCCCCUCUCUACCCCCUCAGGUGGUCCCAGGGGAGCACACCCCAACCAACAAAACCACAGAGUGAUGGGGAAUGGUCAUCUGACGCCUCACCCCCCUCCUCACCACUCUCACCCAGCUCACCCUCUCAUACAGCCCCAUGUCCUGCCUCUGACCAAUGGGCAGUUGGCGCGGCUAGUUCCGCCUACUCCAGUAGCCAAUCAGGAUGGUCCUAGAGGGCCCAAUGGGCUGCAGAUGCUGAGGACGGUGGGGAUGGGAAAGUACGAGUUCACAGACCCAGGACAUCCUAAAGGUCGUCAGGGGAGACGAGGAGCGGGGAGAAGCUAGAGCUGCAGAUGAGCGACAUUGGAGCUGAGGUGUUGGAGCUGUUGCUGGAGUUUGUCUACACGGGCUCUCUGGUCAUAGACUCCGCUAACG
This is a messenger RNA of Salvelinus sp. IW2-2015, 1504 nucleotides long. Lineage: Eukaryota; Metazoa; Chordata; Actinopteri; Salmoniformes; Salmonidae. The record is from RefSeq and is a predicted model, not a curated record.